AUCAGUUUUUAAAGCUUCUUCAAUUCAAAACAUUUAAAAAAAAACAAUUAUUCAAAAUGUUCAUGAAAAUCGCAAUUGUAUUGAUGGCUAUCGUUGUUGUCUUCGCUGAGCCAAAGCCGGAACCAAAAGCCAAGCCUGGAGUAGUUGCUUAUUCAUCACCAGUCGUCGCCGGAUUUGUUCCAUCAGCCUAUGUAUCAGAAAGCACUUAUCAUGGAAACUACGCACAUCCUUAUGUAUCAUCUGCAUAUGUUUCAUCUCCAUACGUUGCUGCUCCUUAUGCUUAUUCUCCAUACGCAUACUGGAGAUAAAUGGAUAAAAUCAUCAUCAAUGACUUCUAGUUGAAUUGCGUCUGUACAAAUGAAAAGAAUAAUGUUAUGGGUGUGUGAACAUGAAAUAGUGAAAAAUAAAGAAAUAAUAUUUUGGAUUUUGCAUAUAA
Chironomus riparius is the source of this 436-nucleotide messenger RNA. NCBI's taxonomy places the organism in Eukaryota, Metazoa, Arthropoda, Insecta, Diptera, Chironomidae. The record is from the annotation of a GenBank genome assembly.